Actinia tenebrosa (Australian red waratah sea anemone) is the source of this 3299-nucleotide messenger RNA. Its product is annotated as DNA cross-link repair 1A protein. Lineage: Eukaryota; Metazoa; Cnidaria; Anthozoa; Actiniaria; Actiniidae. The record is from RefSeq and is a predicted model, not a curated record. Gene Ontology annotation, biological process: double-strand break repair via nonhomologous end joining; interstrand cross-link repair. Gene Ontology annotation, molecular function: damaged DNA binding; 5'-3' DNA exonuclease activity.
AACGUCUUAAAACAUUGUCUUUCCAGUUUUCACCUUAAUGGUGCAACAACAUGAGCCCGCGAUUCGAGUCAGCGGUUAGCAUACUACUUCAUGGGUGAUAUCAUGAUAAUCAUCGGUAUAUCGAUAUGUUUUAUUGAGACACAAUGAUUUCAACUCACCGAGUGUCUACCCAUUGGCGGGUUAUUGGUAAUCCAACCCAUCAAGCAUGAAUGAAGUCUGGAGUAUUUUUAUUAUUGGGUCAAGACAGCGCUGGAUUUUGUUUUGAUUUAUGGAAGGAGAUAAAAUUUGCRAUGUUAAGUCCCGCAAACGUCGCCUCAGCUCAUCAAAUUUGGAGAAAUCUUUAACGAAGAAAACAAAGCCAAAGAAUUCCAGUCCGAGCGAAGUCCCUAAGAACAUCAACGCUGAAGCGUUAGUCUUUUCGAAAUUAGAAGAUUCUACGAUGAGCUCGUUAAAGCCUAAAAGCAGCCCUAAACGAAGUGCUCUACGACUAACAAAGACAAAAAAGAAAGGUUCAUCUAAGAGCCAAGCAAAAGCUGAAAAUUGCAUUCAAAACUACUUGGGAACGUGUUUUGAAGUGAAGGUUGUAGACGUGAAGAGAGAAUUGUUAGAUACAGCCACGCUAAGUGAAGUACAGUACUGUCCAAGAUGUCAGGCGCCAUUAACAGCGUCAAUUAUUCAAGAACAUGUCUUUGAGUGUCUGGAAUCAAAUCUGCGAUCACAAGGUCCAUGUCCUAAUGGAUUAGCCUGCAAUAAUCAAGACACAGUCCAUUUUCAACAGUAUAACCAUGAUCUGUUAGCCUUUAGUCGCAGUAAUUCUGCAACAUCAAGUAGUGAGGUGAGAAAUACAAAACAACAACAUGAAGCAAGUGCAAAUAUUGAAGUGAACCCUACUAGUGGUGAAAGAAUAAGUGCACACAGAGAUGACAAUAAAACAGAAAAAAAUGAUGAUAAAUGUCUUAAUAGUGAGAGGAGUAGCAGACUUGAUGAUACUGUUGAAAGAAGUAAAGGUAGCAAUCAAUACAGUGACAAUAAUUUGGACAAAAGUGGAUUCGAUGAUAAUGACUUGGGAAAACUUAGUGAAUUGAGAAACCACCAAAUCACUGUGAACAAAUGCAGUAGCAAGAAAGAUAAUGCUGACAGGAUAAGUGGCACCAAUGAAGAUUUAGUAAAACAUGGAGCAAAAAAGAACAAAUUAGAAGAAAAUGGUUUGAAUAGUGGAAAUAUAAUUGGUACUACUAAUGGAAGUUGUCAUGAGUGUAAAUCCUUGUCUGAUGAAAGUAUCAGGAAUGACAAAACUCACCAAGUCUUAGCCUCCUCAUGCACAAAAAAAGAAGAUAAAAGCAUUGUUGAUAUCAGCUCGAACCCUAAUGAUGAAUACUUUUCUAAUGCCGAUGAUGAGCUAUUAGCACGAUUAGUAUAUCCCGAUGAUAAACUCCUUUCCAAAGCAACAAAAUAUUCCUUUGUAUCAAACAAUAAAUUACCAAAUAAAAACACUGACAUCGUACCAAAAAAUGCACUCUAUAAAAAUGAAUCGGAAACCUUUGAGAGUAGUAAUGAAGGUAUGGCAAAGUUUCCUGAAGUGAUUCAGCCUAAUAAGUCACAGGAAUCAAAAAGUUGUCUUAAAAGUUACACAAUAUCAGCUGGUAACUCUAAAAGAAUUACGAAACAGCAAGACAUUGGUACAUACUUUGGUUUAAAGCCAUUGGUUAAACCAGAGGAAAGAUCCCAGAGUGACUCGGCAUCAGAAGAAGUAAGUUUACCAAAAAGGAGAAAACAAAACUGGAAUGAAAAAAGGACCAAAAUGGAUGAACAGAUGCAAACUUCUGAAGCAAGUGAGAGUGACUCUUCUGUGAAUACAGCUUGGGAUGGUGGUUAUCGCACAAAGAAGUGCCCUUUUUACAAGAAAAUACCUGGAACACCUUUUGUGGUAGAUGCCUUUCGCUAUGGUACUAUUCCUGGUAUAAAGGCCUAUUUCUUGAGUCAUUUCCAUUAUGAUCAUUAUGGGGGUCUGAGUAAGAACUUCUCUCACCCAAUUUACUGCAGCAAGAUAACUGCCAACCUGGUCCAGUCCAAGAUAAGAGUGGAUAAAAGAUUUGUAAUAGCUCUUCCCAUGAAYACAGCAUCAAUAGUGGACAAGGUGCAGGUCACUCUACUGGAAGCAAACCACUGCCCAGGUGCUGUCCUGUUUUUGUUUGAAUUACCAAAUGGAGAAACACAUUUACACACAGGAGAUUUUAGAGCAUCACCAAGCAUGGAGGAAUAUGUGGUGCUGAAGAACAAGCAAAUAGAUAUUCUCUACCUUGACACCACGUACUGUAAUCCACAUUACAGCUUUCCCUCACAAGACAAAACUGUGACCUUUGCUGUCAAAAAAGCUAUUGAAGCAACAGAGAAGAAUCCCAGGACACUUAUUGUGUGUGGAACAUAUACUAUUGGCAAAGAAAAGGUUUUUCUUGCCAUUGCUGAUGCACUCAACUGUAACGUUAGUGUGACCAGGGAAAAGAAGAAAGUCCUUGACUGUCUUGGGUCGGACAGGAUAACUUCAGUCAUAAGUUUAGAUUGGAAGGCUGGACGUAUCCAUGUACUUCCCAUGGGAGACCUUAACCAUAAGAAACUUGGAUUAUAUUUGGACAAAUUCAAAGAUCUUUUCACYGAGGUAUUGGCAUUCAAACCAACUGGAUGGGAGCAUCAAUCCAAAUCACUUGAUAAGAUUAAGCCAUCUAAACGAGGACCUGUCACUAUCUAUGGAGUUCCAUAUAGUGAACACAGUAGCUAUGAUGAGCUGGAGAGGUUCGUCAAGUUCAUUAGACCACAGAAGAUUAUCCCCACGGUCAAUGUUGGCUCUGCUGCAGAGAGACAGAAAAUGAAUUCUAUUUUUGAAUCUUGGGUGGGGCGAAAAUAGAUGUAUUGUACAAGUACGAUUUUCCCCCCAAAAAAAACAAAAACAAAAAAAACAAAGCUGGAAAAAAAUCAAACUGCUGUGCAUAUAUUUUUGAAAGGACAACCAAUAUUUGUAUUUUUGUAAAAUAUGUGACUGUAAUAAAGGAAUAAAAUACCUAAUUUAUUACUGGGUUGCCUGUGACCGCCCAGUUUCAUUUUGUGUUGCGCACCCCUGUUUUCCUGUAUUGAGAUAAAUUGGAUGUUACUUGGAUAGAUUGGUUUUGACUGAAAUGGCUUGCAAGUGACUGGGCCAAAGCCAGUGACUGGAGCUUGAUUCACAAAAAUUAUGUUUUUAAAUUUUCACCUUUUGAAUGGUCAUGGACAAUCUUAAUGUAUACUAAUAAUUUAACUUAAUUACA